Messenger RNA from Cladophialophora immunda, 1752 nucleotides. RefSeq lists its product as uncharacterized. NCBI's taxonomy places the organism in Eukaryota, Fungi, Ascomycota, Eurotiomycetes, Chaetothyriales, Herpotrichiellaceae. The transcript is spliced from 3 exons. The record is from RefSeq and is a predicted model, not a curated record. Bases 1 to 1752 code for a protein of 583 amino acids. Gene Ontology annotation, biological process: transmembrane transport. Gene Ontology annotation, molecular function: transmembrane transporter activity.
AUGGCCUGCACGCGUAGGACCCGCAGAAAUCACAUUGCAGCACCGCCAUGUAGCAAGACCCUCGGUGCCACUCUGAGCUGGACAGAUUGUCUAGGUCUUUAUGACAAAUGUACACCACGGAUUCUGCAGCUCUCGAAAGUGCAAACCGCGGGCUCAACAUGUCGACGAGGCCGGGUGUGGCAAGGCUGCGACAGCCUCGGGAGUUCUUGGCCGGUCGACAAUGAUGAGGUCAUGACCAAUCGAUCUUCACGCAGUAAUCCGUACCCCGAAACAUUCGCUUCAGCAUACUUCCACAACAUGCCUUCCGACGAUCAUCCCAUAGGCCUCCGCUGGCGAGCAAGCACUCUUUUCAUCAUCUCCACAGUGGCCAUCGGUCUUUUCACCGACCUUUUUCUCUAUGGACUUGUCGUCCCUGUACUCCCCUUCAUGCUCGAAGAGCGUAUACAUCUCCCUGAGGACAAAAUUCAAUCCUGGGUGUCUGGGCUUCUGGCCGCCUAUGCUGGCGCUAGUGUCGUCUUCUCCAUCCCCGUGGGCAUUGUCGCCGACCGCACCAAUGCUCGACGGACACCCUUUCUUUGUGGACUUGCCGCGUUACUCGCCGCUACCAUCAUGCUAGCUCUGGGUCAGAAUAUCCCUGCGCUUAUUGUAGCCAGGCUUCUGCAAGGGACCAGUGCCGCUGUUGUCUGGACCGUGGGUUUGGCCAUGGUACUAGAUACCGUGGGCCCUCAGAACCUUGGCAAAGUAAUUGGAACGAUUUUCUCCUUCAUAUCGGUCGGCGAGCUGGCGGCUCCUGUUCUCGGAGGAGUCCUAUACCGCAAGACCGGCUAUGGGGGAGUGUUUGGGUUAGGUGCAGCAUUCUUAGGCGUCGACUUCAUCAUGCGGAUCCUGGUGAUUGAGAAGAAAGUCGCAGUGAAAUACGACAAAUCCCUUGCAGAAAUUCAAAACCCCCGUGACGCCGAAGCGCGAGCGGAAGGAAUGGAUAGCGGAGACGAUCGCAGCGAAGAGGAACCUCUGUUGCCAAAGAAGGGGGAAGAUAACUACCGCAUCCCAGAAGGUCAAAACAGACUGAUCCGAACUCUGCCCAUCCUCUACUGCCUAUCCGACCCCCGGCUUCUCGUUGCUCUGCUCCUUGCAUUCGUCCAAGCGGCCCUCCUCGCCACCUUCGACGCCACGAUUCCCACCGAGGCCCAAACACUGUUCGAAUUCGAUUCCUUACAAGCCGGUCUCCUCUUCAUCGGCCUUGACAUUCCAUACCUCCUACUCGGUCCCAUAGCCGGCUGGGCUGUCGACAAAUAUGGCACCAAACCAGCUGCGGUCCUCGGUUUCGGCUACCUCGUCCCGACCCUGGUACUGCUCCGCCUGCCCUCAUCACAAAUCGCACCUUCCCGUACCGCCAACGUCGUCUUAUACUCGGCGCUUCUCGCCCUCAAUGGAAUCGGCCUCGCGAUCAUCGGGUCCCCGUCCAUUGUCGAGGCCUCGGACGUCGUGCAAAAGUACGACAAGGCCAACCCGGGCCUCUUUGGCGAGAACGGGCCCUACGCUCAACUUUACGGCUUCAACUCCCUGGUGUUCUCCGCCGGGUUGACCAUCGGACCCAUCUUGAGCGGGACCUUGAGAGACAGGAUAGGGUAUGCGAACAUGAACGUGGUGGUUGCAUGCAUUGCGGGCAUCACGGCCGUCUUGAGCUUCCUGUAUGUUGGCGGCCGGCCGAGGAUGUUGAAGAAGAACAAGAGACAGCUGGGUGAGAGAUAG